Danio aesculapii is the source of this 3465-nucleotide messenger RNA. RefSeq names its product NACHT, LRR and PYD domains-containing protein 3-like. Bases 3 to 3191 code for a protein of 1062 amino acids. Gene Ontology annotation, molecular function: protein binding. The transcript is spliced from 8 exons. The record is from RefSeq and is a predicted model, not a curated record. Lineage: Eukaryota; Metazoa; Chordata; Actinopteri; Cypriniformes; Danionidae.
UAAUGAAUCUCAAUGACAAGAGAGAGGAGGAUGUUCACACACAUACAGAAACUUCUCCAGAGCUCAGCUGCGUGUCUUUGAAGAGUCAUCAAUCCAUGCCUGUUCCCCUAAAGUUCAGUGAUGGAUCUGGGACUGUUGAACCUGAAGAUUGGCAAAGCGGCUGUGUGUCUGUAAGGAGUGAUCAGUCCAUGCCUCUUCCCCUUGUGUUCAGUGAUGGAGUCGAGUCUUCUGACCCUGAGGUGAAGAGAGAUGUGUUAGUGACUCAUCCCUGCACUGACUCUGACUGUCAGAACCUCAUCAGUCAGAGAGUCAAAGAUAAACACAAAACCAGCAUGAAAAGGAAGUAUGAGAAAUUGUUUGAGGGAAACAAACCAGAAGAGAACCAAACCCUCCUGAACAGCAUCUACACACAGCUCUACAUCAUAGAGGGAGAGAGUGAAGGAGUGAAUGAAGAACAUGAGGUUUUACAGAUGGAGAAAACAGACAGAACACAAGACACUCCAAUCUACUGCAAUGACAUCUUUAAACCCCUAAAUAAACCAGAGCAUGAGGAGAAAGACCAAAAGAAGACUGUUCUCACUAAAGGCAUCGCUGGAAUUGGAAAAACCGUCUCGGUGCAGAAGUUCAUUCUAGACUGGAGUGAAGGAAAAGCCAGUCAGGAUGUAGAUUUCAUGUUUGUGCUUCCAUUUCGAGAGCUGAACUUGAUUAAAGAUCACCAGUACAGUCUUCACAGACUUCUGCUGGACUUUCAUCCUGAACUUCAAGAUCUGGACUCAGACAUGUAUGAGGAGUGUAAAGUCGUGUUCGUCUUUGAUGGUCUGGAUGAAAGCAGAAUCCCACUGAAGUUUUCAGACGUUGAGAGAGUUAGUGAUGUGAAUGAGUCUUCAUCAGUGGCUGUGUUGAUGUCAAACCUUAUCAGAGGAGAUCUGCUUCCCUCUGCUCUCAUCUGGAUCACCUCCAGACCAGCAGCAGCCAAUCAGAUCCCCUCAAUAUACAUCCACCGUCUGACAGAAAUUCUGGGAUUCAAUGAGCUUCAGAAGGAGGAAUAUUUCAGGAAGAGAAUCAGUGAUGUGGGUCAAGCCAGACGAAUCAUCUCCCACAUCAGAAGAUCCAGAAGCCUCCACAUCAUGUGCCACAUACCCGUCUUCUGCUGGAUCUCAGCCACUGUGCUUCAGAAGCUCCUGAAUGAAGAUGACAGAGCAGAAAUCCCUCAAACUCUGACUGAAAUGUACAUCCACUUCCUGCUGACUCAGAUCAACAUGAGGAACCAGAAGUAUGAAGAGAGAGAUCCAGAGAAACUCCUGAAGUCCAGCAGAGACGUGAUUGUGAAACUUGCUGAACUGGCUCACAAACAACUGAUGAAGGGCAAUGUGAUAUUCUAUGAAGAGGACCUGAUUGAGAGCAGCAUAGACAUCACAGACGCCUCAGUGUAUUCUGGGAUUUGCACUGAGAUCUUUAAAGUGGAAUCUGUGAUUCAUCAGAGGAAAGUCUACAGCUUCAUUCAUUUAAGCUUUCAGGAGUUUCUCGCUGCUUUCUAUGUGUUUAACUCACAAUUAGUUGAGAAUGAGAUAAACUUUUUUUUGCACUCUCGACAUCAGUUGUACAGUCAUUGCAACCUUUUGUAUAAGCGUGUAAAAUCAGCAGUUGAUGAAUCCUUGCAGAGUGAAAAUGGACAUCUGGAUUUGUUCCUGAGGUUUCUGCUGGGUAUCUCACUGGACUCCAAUCAGAGACUUUUAAAGGAUUUAUUGACUUGCACGGAGAAGAGCUUAGAAACCAUCAAGAGAAUCACACGGUACAUUAAAGAUAAAAUCAAAGGUAAUGAACAAAUUUCAGCUGGCAAAUGCAUCAAUCUGUUCCUCUGUCUGCUGGAAAUGAAGGAUCAGACUCUGUACGGAGAGAUUCAGGACUUUGUGAAAUCACAGAAUCCCUCAGUGAAGAAUCUCUCUCCAUCUCACUGCUCAACUAUCAUCUACAUGCUUCAGAUAUCAGAGGAGGCACUGAAUGAGUUUGAUCUGAAGAAAUACAACACAUCAGAUGAGGGCCGAAGGAGACUGAUACCAGCUGUGGUGAACUGCAGAAAAGCUCUACUUGCUGGCUGUAAUCUCACUGAUCAGUGUUGUGAAACUUUGUCUUCAUCUCUACAAUCUUCAAACUCACUGAUAGAGCUGGACCUGAGUAACAAUGACCUGCAGGAUUCUGGGGUGAAGCUUCUCUCUGAUGGACUGAGGAGUUCACACUGUCAACUGGAGAUACUGAGAUUGAUGAGUUGUAAUCUCACUAAUCAGUGCUGUGAAAGUCUGUCUUCAUCUUUACAAUCGUCAAACUCAAUAAGGGAGCUGGACCUGAUUAACAAUGACCUGCAGGAUUCAGGGGUGAAGCUGCUCUCUAAUGGACUGAAGAGCUCACACUGUCAACUGGAGAUACUGAGAUUAUCUGGCUGUAUGGUGACUGAGGAAGGCUGUUGUUUUCUGGCUUCAGCUCUGAGAUUAAACCCCUCACACCUGAGUGAGCUGGAUCUGAGCUACAAUUACACAGGACAAUCUUUAGUGGAGCUGCUCUGUGAUUCAAAAUACAGACUGGACACGCUCAAUGUGGAUCAUGGAGGAGACUUCAGGAUCACAACAGGACCACAGAAAUAUAUCUGUGAUCUCACAUUGGAUGUAAACACAGCACACACUAAACUCGCUCUGUCUGAGGGGAACAGAACGGUGACACGUGUGAAGAAGAAGCGGUCAUAUCCUGUUCGUUCAGAGAGAUUUGAUGAGUGUCUUCAGGUUCUGUCCAGAGAGAGUCUGACUGGACGCUGUUACUGGGAGGCUGAAUGGAGUGGGAACAUUUCCAUAUCAGUGGUAUAUAAUGGUAUAAGCAGGAAAGAAUGGAGUGAUGAUAGUUUGUUUGGAUUUAAUGAAAAGUCCUGGAGUGUGAUCUAUUGUAAUGGCAGUUUUACUGUUGGACAUAAUGACAAAAGCACAGAAAUACAUGUCCCUCACUGCUCUAACAGAGCAGGAGUGUAUCUGGACCGGACAGCUGGCACUCUGUCCUUCUACAGUGUCUCUGACACGCACACACUCACACACUUACACACAUUUAAAACCAAAUUCACUGAAACACUCUAUGCUGGAAUUGUUUUUUUUUCUGAUGGUUCAGUGUCUCUAUGUGGAAUUAAACAGCUUCCACAGAGAAAGAGCUGAACUAUCUAUGGGCUCUGACACACAUUCAGCACCAUUUUCACCAAACCACUCUGUUGGGUUUGGAGUUUGUUCUUCUGGUAAAGCAGUGUUUUUUUGUGACAUCUGAUAUUUCUUCUGGGUGGCACGGUGACUCAGUGGUUAGCACUGUUGCCUUACAGCAAGAAGGUCGCUGGUUUGAGUCCCGGCUGGGCCAGUUGGCAUUUUUGUGUGGAGUUUUCAUGUUCUCCCCUUGUUAGUGUCUGUUUCUGCUGGGUGCUCUAAUUUCCCCCACAGU